Messenger RNA from Oncorhynchus mykiss (rainbow trout), 2892 nucleotides. The record is from RefSeq and is a predicted model, not a curated record. Lineage: Eukaryota; Metazoa; Chordata; Actinopteri; Salmoniformes; Salmonidae.
CGCGGGCGUUCCAGAUGUGCGCCUUAACUACGCCCACGCGCAAGGACGUGGGCACGCAACGUCUCUGGAGGGAGAGCGGAGCAGAAGAGCGAAACAUGGCGACAUCGAAUAAUCCGCGGAAAUUUAGCGAGAAAAUCGCUUUGCAUAAUCAGAAACAGGCAGAAGAGACAGCAGCAUUCGAGGAAGUAAUGAAAGAUUUGAGUAUUACUCGAGCAGCGAGGGUAAGCUUACAGAAGACCCAGUAUUUACAGUUGGGACAAAACCGUGGGCAGUAUUAUGGCGGAUCAUUGCCAAAUGUCAAUCAGAUUGGAAAUGGCACCAUUGACAUGCCUUUUCAGACUCCCUUUCAAGGUUCAGGUGACACCAGCAGGACAACACGGCAUCAUGGAUUGGUUGACAGAGUUUACCGGGACAGAAACCGCAUCACAUCCCCACACGGAAGGCCCCUCGACAAACAUGGACGCCAAAUUGAUAGCUGUCCGUAUGGCUCGGUGUAUCUGUCACCCCCACCCGACACCAGCUGGAGGAGGACAAACUCGGACUCUGCAUUGCAUCAGAGCACUUUGAACCCACAGGAUAUUUUUGCAGGAGGCUCACAGGACUUGCAGCUUAAACGAGUGCUUCUGCUUCAUGUACCAGGGCCAGAAGACACAGAAUCAGAUAUGGACAAAGACGAACAAAAACAGAACUGGGAUGGCAAAAAGAAUGUCUCAUCAAGGUCCAAGGUCCCAGGAAUCAACAUAUUCCCGUCUCCAGAUCAGGAGCUGACUGUGUCACUGAUGCCUUCAGCCCAAAACACGGGCGGCGGCUCCCUGCCUGAUCUGACCAACAUCCAGUUCCCCCCUCCGCUGCCCACCCCCCUGGACCCCGAGGACUCUACCCUCAGCGCCUACAAUAGCACGGGAAACCUGGCCACCAGCCACUCAUACAGCUUCAGUUCCACCAGCCAAGGACAGACCACAGCCCAGCAGGGCAGGCAGGACAACAACAUGGUCAACCAGGACUCCCAACAGCACCAGUCCCUACAGCUCUCCCCCACCCUGUCGCCACCCCUCACCCUCGCCCAGGCGGAGACCAUAGACACCAUGACACUGGAGGCACAGUUGUCCCAGUACACGUUCUUCAGCCAGCCCUCUUCUCAACAACAACAACAGCAGCAGCAGAUCACUCAAGGACUGACCAGGCUGGUCCAGCUACCCUCCCCUCUGAACACCUCUUCCAGCCAGACACAGAACUCCAUGGAUAUGAACUCGCACCACUCCAUAUUGGGUAGUGUAUUUGCUGACUUCUAUGACCAGCAACUCACAUCCAGACAGACCAGUGCUCUCUCCCAACAGCUGGAGCAGUUCAACAUGACAGACAACAACAGUCUGUACGGCCAGGGCUCCACCCUCGACUACUCCCAAGCAGCCAUGAUAGGUUUGAUGGGUAGCCACGGCAACCUGCAAGACUCCCAGCAGCUGGGCUACAGUAGCCAUGGCAACAUCCCCAACAUCAUUCUCACAGCCACCGGAGAGUCACCACCCAGACUGUCGAAGGGGUUGUCUUACAGCUCUCUGUCUGCUGACAUCAGCUUCGACGCGGACUCUCAGUUUCCCUUGGAUGAGCUGAAGAUCGACCCUCUGACCCUGGAUGGGCUGUACAUGCUCAACGAUCCUGACAUGGUCCUCACUGACCCCGCCACGGAAGACGCCUUUCGGAUGGACCGGCUUUAGAACCGCUGCCAAGUUGACUGACUGUCUCGGAGGAACCCGGCCUGAGGGGAGAGGGAUAUUUUGGGAGUGUGGUAGCUCGUGGCUAGGCCCCAGCUGUGCAGUGUAUUCAUCCCACACUCCCACCUCCCUUCACCAGCCACCCCUUUCUAAGAGCCAUGGUAAGAUGAGCUAGUAGGGAAAUGGUCGACAGAGUAUGCUUUCUCCCUUCCUGAUGGAAAAGAUGGAAGGGCGACAUUGUCAUGUUUGGUGGAUAUUGCGCUUAAGGUUCUGCCUGUGACCAGUCUGUGCUAACCACAUACAUCCCUUAACUUGUUUAUUUAUUUAUUUUAUUGUAUGCCUCCUGCCAGCCUUUCUGUUGGAUGCUUUGGUUUUUGUAAAGGAAAACAAAAUAGGAUACAAACUACAUUGGUCUUGACUUCCAUUUGAAGACAUUCAAUUGAUUUAAAAUCAUGUCUGCAGUGGAAACUGCUUAUCGUUCUCUCACCUGCCAUACUAGAUUAGCAUGUCUCAUUAUCACCCAUCUGCUUUUUCACAACCGCCCCUCUAUUGGCUAAUCUUGCCAGUCUCACAUUUUCAUCAGUGCACUUAAUUUAACCGCGCUGUCAUUAAUUCACACUAUACGGUGCCUUCAGAAAGAAUUCACACCUCUUUACUUUUUCCACAUUUUGUUCUGUUGCGAGAUGGGAUUAAAAUGUCAUUUUUUGUCAAUGAUAUACACCAAAUGCUCUAAUGUCAAAGUGGAAGAAAAAUUCUAACAUUUUUUUAAAAACUUUAUGGAAAAUGAAACACUAUCUUGAUUAGAUUAAUAUUCAACCCCCUGAGUCAAUACAGGUUAGAAUCACCUUUGGCAGCGAUUACAGCUGUGAGUUUUUCUGGGUAAGUCUAUGCGAUUUGCACACCUGGAUUGUACAAUAUUUGCCCAUUAUUCUUGAAAAAAGUAUUCAUAUUCUGUCAAGUUGGGUGUUGAUCAUUGCUAUACAGCCAUUUUCAAGUCUUGCCGUAGAUUUUCAAGCCAAUUUCAAGUAAAAACUAUAACUAAGCCAUUCUAUGUCAUCAUUGUAAGCAACUCCAGUGUAUAUGGCCUUGUGUUUCAGGUUAUUGUCCUGCUGAAAGCUGAAUUUGUCUGCCAGUGUCUGUUGGAAAGCAGACUGAACCAAGUUUUCAUCAAGGAUUUUGC